UUCAGAAGUAGCUGAAGGCCAUAUUGUAUUGCAUACGAGUCAAUAUAUAACCCUAGUAGAAGAACAAACUCUCUAGAAAGACAAACUAGAAGCAAAUGGAAGGUACAAAAAGCGAGUCAUACUUUGUUUUCAUGAACUAUGAUCCUCAGUACGAACGCCUUCGAGCUGAUCGAACAAAGAGAGGAGCAAAUGAGCUAGAUUUGUACCUAAGCCGGAAGCAUGACCAGUUGUUGGCAAGAACCCUUGAGCCAGGAAGCUAUAAGAAGACAUUGUCUCUCGUCAUUGUUGAUGGGUUUUCUGUGGAAAUUACUGAGGACCAGGCCAGUGUGCUUAGAUCUGCAAAAGAAGUGAGACUAGUGGAGAAAAAUCAAGAGCUUGCUUAAUGUAGCAGAAAGAGAAGAUCAGGUUUAGCGAGUGCGAACGGGAAAUGAGUUAGUACGGGAGCUUCUGUGGCUGUAUGUUAAUUGGGGUGUGAUUAUGGGUUAACUAAAAUAAUUAAAUAGUAAUAUUGCUGGUAAAAAUCUAGGUAGAUUUGUUUGAGAACUCGACCAUUUUACGGAUGCUAGUAAUAUCACCUAUUUAGUUGUA
Molecule: messenger RNA, 588 nt
Organism: Pyrus x bretschneideri (Chinese white pear)
Lineage: Eukaryota; Viridiplantae; Streptophyta; Magnoliopsida; Rosales; Rosaceae
Product: subtilisin-like protease SBT2.5
Exons: 3
Coding region: 96-383 (95 amino acids)
Source: RefSeq, a predicted model, not a curated record